Notodromas monacha is the source of this 3689-nucleotide messenger RNA. The record is from the annotation of a GenBank genome assembly. Lineage: Eukaryota; Metazoa; Arthropoda; Ostracoda; Podocopida; Cyprididae.
UCAUAAUUACAGGUCUGCGUCUUAAAACACAUGCGCGACGUAUGCGGUUUGACAGAACUGCGUGCGAUUCCGCAUGCAUUAUGUGAUUGUGAUGUAAUGCGCAAGUGGUUCUAGGAACGCAAGCCAAGCUUUUUUUGGUCAAAAUGACGAAGAAAAGCGAUUUCAGUUGGCAAAUCCCUGUCGCAGCGAGGCUGCAGACCGGCGAUAUCUUUGAUCGAUGGCUAGAAGAUAAAGAUACGGCGGAAUAUGAGCAGGAUUGCGUGGUCAAAGUUGACGAAUUUGGAUUCUUCAUAUACUGGAAAAGCGAAGGAAGGGUAUGUAAAACGUCGUUCGUAUGCGUUCGAAAGCUUGAUGUACAUGAUUUUUCUUUGAUGUUUUCGCAGGAAGGACAAACGAUUGAAAUGUCGCAAGUUAGCGACAUUCGCAUCGGCAGUAGCCCAAAAGAUCCAAGAAUCACGUCGCAACUUCAGAGCCGCUUCGAAGAUACAGACAGUCAGACUAUCAUGGUGUGGUAUGGUCCUGAUCUUGUGAAUCUAACAGUGCAGAACUUCGUUGCAAAAAAUGCUGAGACAGCCAAGUUCUGGAUCGACAAGUUGCGAGUUCUGACUCAUAACAACAAAGCUGCUAACAUUUGUCCCAUGUGGGCUCUUAGAAAACAUUGGAUGCGACUGGGGAUGUCAACUGACCCGGAUGGAAAAAUCUCUGUGAAAACAAUUGCGAAGGCGUUCGCUUCCGGGAGAACGGAGCGGCUGGUUUAUCAGGCGCUGGCAAAUAUGGGUUUACCAUCCGAUAAGAUUGAUGCCAUUGAACCGUCUGAAUUUACGUUUGAGAAGUUCUACGAGUUCUAUUCUAAAAUCUGUCCCCGGAACGACAUCGAGGAGCUCUUCCGUGAAAUAACAAAAGGGGUCGGAGAGAACAUUACAGCGAAACAAUUCGUUGAAUUUUUAAAUGCCAAGCAGCGUGAUCCACGCUUGAACGAGAUACUGUAUCCACUUUAUGAUGAUGUGAGAGCGAAGGAGAUCAUCUGUGACUAUGAGGAAGACGAGAAGCUUGCGGGUGAAGGCUUGCUUAGCAAGCAGGGCCUGAUUAAGUACCUGAUGUCGGACGAAAACGCACCUGUUUUCCUGGACCGACUCGAAAUCUACAUGGACAUGGAUCAAUCUUUGGCGCAUUACUACAUCAGCUCUUCGCACAAUACUUACCUCAUUGGGCGGCAGUUCGGGGGAAAGUCUUCUGUUGAGAUGUAUCGCCAAGUCCUUCUCUCAGGCUGCCGUUGUGUCGAGUUGGACUGCUGGGACGGAAAAGGAGAAGACGAAGAACCGAUUAUCACCCAUGGUAAAGCAAUGUGUACCGACAUCUUAUUCAAAGAUGUCAUUCAAGCCAUUGCGGAAACAGCGUUUGUAACGUCGGAAUAUCCGGUCAUUUUAUCCUUCGAAAACCAUUGCUGUAAAAGUCAGCAAUACAAGUUGGCUAAAUAUUGCGAGACGUAUUUGGGGGAUAAUUUGCUGAAAGAACCGCUUUCUGACAAUCCUUUGGAGAAAGGCAUAGCCCUUCCUUCGCCGAAUCAGUUGAAGAGGAAAAUUCUGAUCAAAAACAAAAGACUGGAACGAGAGGUCGAGAAGAGCGAGUUGGAGUUGUUCCGGAAAGGUCAGCUCACUGUCAACGAUGAGGAUGAAGUGAAAGAGGAUGCCAAGGCCGAUCCGAUUCCCAAGGAAGGAGAUGGUAUGGCUGUGGAAGUGACGCCGGGAACGAAUUACCCCAAGUCUACCGCGCUCGUACAUCCCGUGCUGUCGUCGAUGGUGAACUAUUGUCAUGCGUCCAAGUUCCAAGGCUUUGAGGAUGCCGAACGCAACGACUUGCACUAUCGGAUGUCAUCGUUUGCCGAGAAUACGGGGCUUGGUUACCUUCGUUCCCAGGCUAUUGAGUUCGUCAACUAUAACAAACGCCAGCUUAGCCGCAUUUAUCCGAAAGGAACGCGUGCCGACUCUUCGAAUUAUCUACCUCAGAUUUUCUGGAAUGCGGGAUGCCAAAUGGUUUCGCUGAAUUUUCAGACAAGCGACGUUCCGAUGCAGUUGAACCAGGGAAAAUUUGAAUAUAAUGGAAAUUGUGGCUAUUUGUUGAAGCCGGAUUUCAUGCGAAGGCCAGAUCGAACUUUUGAUCCGUUUGCGGAAACGCCAGUAGAUGGCGUUAUUGCCGCUCGAUGUUCUGUCAGGGUGAUAGCGGGGCAGUUUCUGUCGGACAAAAGCGUGGGGACGUACGUAGAGGUGGACAUGUAUGGAUUACCGACGGAUACUAUUCGAAGGGAAUUCAGAACCCGCAUGGUUCCGGGGAACGGACUGAAUCCUGUGUACAAUGAAGACCCGUUCGUGUUCAGAAAGGUUUUAUGCAUAUUGUGUUCUUUUUGUUUUCUCGUGAUAGCUGCGUGGAAAAUGAGAAACGAGUGUGACCGAAAUGUUAUUUUGCCGGACUUGGCGGUUCUCCGAUUUGCUGUGUACGAUGAAAACAGUCGGUUGCUCGGACAGCGAAUACUUCCACUUGAUGGGCUUCAAGCUGGCUAUCGUCACAUUUCCUUGAGAACCGAUGCCAACUUCCCUCUAUCCCUAGCCAUGCUGUUUUGCAAUAUUGAGUUGCAAAUUUAUGUGCCAUUGGGAUUGGAAAUAUUGAUGGACGCAUUAAGUGAUCCGAGAGCAUUCGUGAGUGCGCAAGAGAAGCGUGUGGAGCAAAUGCGGGUCCUGGGCAUUGACGAGGAAGACAUUAGAACCAAAGAUAUAAUUAUGGGGAAGACGGGUGCCGUUUCAACCCCGAGCUAUCCAUCCGGUGGAACGCCGAUGCUUCCAACACCCAAAGUCGGCAACUGUGAAAAAAAAGAAUUCGUCAAAUUCGACCCCAUUUCCUUGACUUUGUUAAAAGAAGACAAAAUGUACCUCAAGCUUCUGAAGAAGCAACAAAAGGAGAUGGAUGCUCUCAAGAAGAAGCAGUCGAGAGAGAAAAACAACAUGAUGUACGGUCAGCAAGCUGCUUUUGACAAAGUCAUCAAGGGCUGCAAAAAUGCGUCGAGAAUGGCAAAGUUGAAGCUACCGUCGUGUAAGUUUAAGUGCAAAUACUCUUUGCGACAAACGGCGUCGAACGCGUCGUCGUGCUCGUCAUUGUCCGGUUCGCUCCGACUCGACGAGGAGCUGGCCUGCUGGGACCCAGGGCUUGACUCCACUGCCUGCUCCCCGGCAUUGUACAGAGAGAAUCCGAUGGAUGACAGACAAGUCAACGGUAUCCUCGGUGAACAAGUGCAGACGUGGACAGCGAUGAGCAAUCAGCAGAUCCGAGAAGAGUGGAAACUGCGGAAAGUGCACUUCAAGCAGCAAGAAGAGGUUCUCACCAAAUUGAUCGAAAUCGCGCACGAAAAUGAAAUGCGUAUGCUUGAUGAAAAGCAUGAAAAGGAAAUAAAGGAGAUGAAAGCGAGACACGUGAAGAAGUCGCUGGAGACGUCUCGAGAAAUUGCCAAUGACAUUUCGUAUUUCUUAUUCCGACUUUUCCUGGCUGCACACUUCCUCUGGUGUCGGGUUGCGCACAAGAAACAGAUGGAAGAAAUCCUCACCGAAGUUCGCAAUACGAAACGAGGUCUGCCGUUGCUUUGGCCGCUCAAACAGUAUUCUAAAAGUCUUCGAAAAAGCAACAAGUCUUGCAGCAACUGA